UCUCAUUCUCAUUCUCUCCUUAUUUCAAAUCUAACCUGCUGGAAGUUAAAGAAUGAGUAGCACAGCAAUAAGUUGUUUGGUUAUGACACUUUGCUUCACUUUGUUCGCGCAUUCGACUUAUUCGCAAAAUAUAUCAUCUUUCAAUGUUCAGAAACUGGGAGCCAAGGCCGACGGUACGCUAGACGCGUCACAGUUUUUUCUCACUGCUUGGCGCUUGGCCUGCGCUUCUAAUAAUUCCGCCCAGGUGUACGUUCCACCCGGGCGGUACUUGAUCAGCACUGCCGUAGUCUUUAGCGGCUACUACUGCAAGAGGACUAUGGUGAUGCGCAUUGAUGGCACCAUCGUAGCUCCCACGAAUUAUAAUCUCAUUGCCAAUUCCGAAAACUGGAUCAAGUUCGACAAUGUCAGAGGACUGUAUAUCACUGGUGGAACCUUGGAUGCUCAAGGAGCCGCGCUAUGGGCUUGCAAAGCCUCCGGCAAAACCUGCCCACAAGGCGCAACGAGCGUAGGAUUCUACAGCUCAAGAAACAUUGUGGUGAGUGGACUAAGGUCAAUUAACAGCCAAAUGUUUCAUAUGAUCGUGUAUAAAUGCAAUAACACGAAGCUACAAGGAAUCAAGAUUUCAGCCCCUGCGGAUAGUCCCAACACCGACGGCAUUCACGUACAAUUGUCGACGGGAGUCAGCAUACUGAGUUCUCAAAUUGGUACCGGUGAUGAUUGUAUCUCGAUUGGACCUGGCACUGUUAACACAUGGAUCGAAAGCGUUUCCUGCGGCCCUGGUCACGGCAUCAGUAUCGGGAGUCUUGGCUGGGAUUUGCAAGAACCCGGAGUCCAGAAUCUGACAGUCAAAACAGUUACUUUACGCGAUACUGACAAUGGUCUCCGAAUAAAGACAUGGGCAAGGUCGAGCACCGGAUUUGUUAAGAACGUUCUAUUUCAGCACAUUGCGAUGGGGAAUGUCAGAAACCCGAUUCUAAUUGAUCAAGACUACUGUCCUAACAAUUUAAAUUGCCCCGGCCAGGUAUCGGGCGUAAAAAUAAGCAAUGUGAUAUAUCAAGAUGUUCACGGAACAUCUGCAACACCGGUAGCAUUGAGUUUGCAGUGCAGCAGAGAUUAUCCUUGCAGUGGAAUAAGGUUAGAAGAUGUGGUGCUAACUUACAACGGUCUGCCCACGACGGCGUCAUGCUCUUAUGCGGCAGGAACAGCUUCCGGCGUUAUGAAUCCCACCAGCUGUUUAUAAAUAAAGAAGCGGCUGAGUUGAAUAUAUAUAUUUGUACAGAAAGAUUAGGCAAAGUACAAAAAAUAAAAAAGAAAAUGAUUAGUAUACUCCCAUCGGAAUUCAGUUAGCCAGGUACAGGAGUAUAUUACAUUUACAAGUUAUUGUAGAUUUCAAUCGGCAAGUUUUAAU
This is a messenger RNA of Daucus carota subsp. sativus, 1408 nucleotides long. RefSeq names its product polygalacturonase. The transcript has 4 exons. NCBI's taxonomy places the organism in Eukaryota, Viridiplantae, Streptophyta, Magnoliopsida, Apiales, Apiaceae. Gene Ontology annotation, molecular function: polygalacturonase activity. Gene Ontology annotation, biological process: carbohydrate metabolic process. The record is from RefSeq and is a predicted model, not a curated record. Bases 53 to 1240 code for a protein of 395 amino acids.